Scedosporium apiospermum is the source of this 1143-nucleotide messenger RNA. RefSeq lists its product as uncharacterized. The record is from RefSeq and is a predicted model, not a curated record. NCBI's taxonomy places the organism in Eukaryota, Fungi, Ascomycota, Sordariomycetes, Microascales, Microascaceae. The transcript has 4 exons. The coding region runs from base 1 to 1143 and encodes 380 amino acids.
AUGGCCGAAACGCUACACAACGCCCCGAUUGUCCUAGACAACGGCUCGGGAACCAUAAGAGCGGGAUUCGCCGGAGAAGACGUACCCAAAUGCUGCUUUCCGUCAUGGGUAGGUCGGCCGAAGCAUACCAGGGUGCUAGCCGGUGCCUUGGAGGGGGAGCUCUUUAUCGGCGAGAAGGCGGCGUCCGAGUACCGGGGGCUACUUAAAAUUCGGUAUCCCCUCGAGCACGGCAUAGUUACGGACUGGGACGACAUGGAGAAGAUAUGGGAGUAUGUGUAUACAGAAGGCCUGAAGAGUCUGAGCGAAGAGCAUCCUAUCCUCCUCACCGAACCCCCCCUAAACCCCCGCAGCAACCGCGACACCGCCGCCCAGAUCCUCUUCGAGACCUUCAACGUCCCCGCGCUCUACACCUCCAUCCAGGCCGUUCUGUCACUAUACGCGAGCGGGCGGACGACGGGCAUCGUGCUCGAUGCCGGCGACGGAGUGUCGCAUUCCGUGCCCGUGUACGAGGGCUUCGCCAUGCCGAGCAGCAUACGGCGCAUCGACGUCGCCGGACGAGACGUUACGGAAUAUCUGCAGACGCUCCUCCGGAAGAGCGGGUAUGUCUUUCAUACGAGCGCCGAGAAGGAGGUUGUUCGCCAUAUCAAGGAGACGGCGUGUUAUAUAUCACGCGACCCGAAGCGCGAGGAGAAGGAGUGGGUAGGAGGGAAACAUGACUCUGGGAAGAUGUUUGAGUACACACUACCAGACGGCAAUAAGCUCCAGCUCGGCCCAGAACGCUUCAGAGCCCCCGAAAUCCUCUUCGACCCCGAAAUCAUCGGCCUCGAAUACCCCGGCGUGCACCAGAUCGUCAUCGACGCCAUCGGCCGCACCGACAUGGACCUGCGGAAAUCCCUCUACAGCAACAUCGUGCUCUCGGGCGGCAGCACCCUCACGCGCGGCUUCGGAGAUCGCCUCCUCAGCGAGAUGCAGAGGCUCGCCGUCAAGGACAUGCGGAUAAAGAUCUUUGCGCCGCCCGAGAGGAAGUAUUCGACUUGGAUUGGGGGGAGUAUUUUGGCGCAGCUGAGUACUUUUAGGAAGAUGUGGGUGAGCAUUGACGACUGGCACGAGAACCCGGAUAUCAUCCACACGAGAUUCACUUGA